AUGUCCACGGGCAUCAGUCCCGUUCACAUCGGCAUGUUGAAGUCCGUCGGCCACCUCGUCAAGGCCUGUGCGCAGCCGCUCUGGGCGGUUAUUGCUGAUCGUCAGAGCACACUAGAUCGAGAGAACCAGCUCUUCUCGUUCUCCUCCCUCGCGCUGAUCGCGUCCAUCUUCUCAAUGGAGAUCUACAGGAGGUGCGUACAGUCGGACCUUUACGUGCUGUUCAUGGCGCGGAUCGCACUGGCUUCGCUCUCAGCGGGGCUUUCGUUGGUGGAUGUAAUCAUAGCGGACCUUUCCUCCAGGAGCAGGGAGGGAUACGGCAAGAAUAGGAUGUUCUACUCUGUGUCUUGGUGUGGGCUAUCUCUCCUGGGAGGAGUGCUCAUCGACAAGUUUGGGAUCGGCGUGAUCUUCCUGUGCACAUACGUGUUCAGAGCCUGCCUGACGAUGACUCUCUGCUACCUGCAGUACACGAUGCCAUCGCCCCAUGACGGUUCAGAGCUCGAGGCCCUCGACAAGGAGUCCGGGGGAGGGGACGGAAGUGACGCUGGAGGGGCGACGGGCGAUAGGGCGGCAGUGGUGGGGUAUCGAGAACUCCUGCAGGAGAGGGUCGUCAGGGAUCUUCUCCUCUCCAACUUCAUCUACGGGUUCGUCUACGUGGUCCCGACAACCAUCACAGUGAUGCAGCUGGAGGACCAGUUCGAGACCGGGAGGACUUUCAUCGGGGCCGUGGGCGGGGUGAUCAUCUUCGGCACGCUGCCAGCGUUCUGGUUCAGCAAGAGUAUCCUGGACAAGGUCGGGCUGAUGGAAACUCAGAACUGGACCAUGCUCCUGUUCGCGGUCGUGCUGUUCCUCUACUCGUUCGUCACGCAGCAGACGGUCUACGCCUUCCUCGUCCUCUCAGCUGUCAAAGGGGCACUGUUCGCACUCUUCACCACCGCAAGCGUGGAGUCUGCCACUGUGAACGUGGACUCGCGCUUCUUCGUGGUGACUCAAUCUGCCAUCAGCUGGUGCCACUACACCUUCGGCGCGGGUAUCGGAAACAUUUUCUGGGCCUUCAUCUACCAGAAGCUGGGUUCCACUGCCGUCUACCAGUUUGCCUCGAUAUUCAUGCUCGUCACCUACAUCCUGUUCACCGAGACCUCGAGGGUGGCGAAGGCCCUGAGCAUGAGCGUUAUCCUCGUCGCUGUCCUGGUGGGUUGGAAGUUUAUCGGUGAAUUUCUGGAGGACUGA
Molecule: messenger RNA, 1227 nt
Organism: Guillardia theta CCMP2712
Lineage: Eukaryota; Cryptophyceae; Pyrenomonadales; Geminigeraceae
Exons: 2
Coding region: 1-1227 (408 amino acids)
Cellular component (GO): membrane
Source: RefSeq, a predicted model, not a curated record